AUGUUGCGGGAUGUACCACCUGUCAUACAACCUGAGAGUAUGAACCCCAUACUUCAACAGUCGCUUGAAAGUCCUAGAGCACACCAGUUAUCAGAGGAACAACAAUAUAUUCUUAACAUGGCUUUGGAUGGAAAGUCGUUAUUUUUCACUGGAUCUGCCGGAACCGGCAAAUCUUUCCUUCUUAGACAGAUUAUUAAGGAAUUAAAACUUAGCGGCCGCACCAUGGCUGUAACUGCAAGCACCGGACUUGCUGCCUUGAACAUUGGAGGAAGAACUCUUCACUUGUUUGCAGCGGUGGGAAAUGGGGGCCAGCAUGCUAGCAUCCUAAUUAAUAGGGCUUGGGGUAGCAGAAAAAUUCACAAAUGGCAAAGCACAAACGUCUUGGUGAUUGAUGAAAUUUCCAUGGUCAAAGCCCAAUGGUUUGAUGUCCUGAGUGAUAUUGGCAAAAUUUUAAGAAAUAAUCCAAAACCUUUUGGAGGCUUGCAGUUGAUCAUAUGUGGCAAUUUCUUCCAACUCCCACCUGUCCCAGAGCAGUCCUACAUCAAAACUGGUAUACCAGUUUGCUUCGCCUUUCAAGCAAGAGAAUGGGAUUGGGCCGUUCCAAAUAAAUUCAGAUUGACGCGCGUGUUCCGGCAACACGACCCCAAGCUGAUAAAUAUGUUAGAAGAAAUGCGCAUUGGACAAAUUGGUCUGGAUUCAAAAGCUUUACUAUACACCCUAUCCAGGGAGGUCAAGUAUCCAGACGGAAUUGGUCCUGUUCAAUUAUUCCCACUUAGAAUCCUAGCAGACUCCGCAAAUCAACAACAGAUGGAAUCACUCCCUGGAAUUUCAAUGACAUAUCAAGCCCAAGAUAGAUUUGCCAAGCCUACAGAUUCCAAAAGCCGAUUCCUAGAUCCCGAACGGGGAAGGUCAUUGCUUGACAAAAUGGCAAUGAUAAGGAUUGGGGCGCAGGUGAUGUGCACCAAGAACCUCCGCAACACCAACAUUGUCAAUGGAAGCAUUGGAAGAAUAUUGGAUUUCAUGACUCCAGCGGAGGCGCAACAAUCAAAACAAUUUAUUCAUAUAAUUCCAAGCAAUGACCCUAACUAUAAACCAGGAACAGCAGGACCACAUUGGGGAACGGAAUCGUACCAAGUGCAUCCUGUUGACGUUGAGAGCGCCACGAAAAAACCACACAAUGACAAGGAUGGAAAUUUUUAUUUUCCAACUACUGAAACCAAGGGCCAGGCGUGGCCGGUUGUUCAAUUUGAUGAUGCAGUCCUCCUUGCAACACCAACCCUAUUUACAUUAGAGGACGUAAUGGGCAGGACUCAAGCAUGUUGGAAGCAGAUACCAUUGAUAUUGGCCUGGGCGUUAACUAUGCACAAAGCACAGGGGCAAACCCUUUCGCGUGUUAAGGUUGACUUGUCAGCAACCUUUGCUCCAGGCCAAGCAUACGUAGGAAUAUCCCGCUGCAAGACUCUUGAAGGGUUAGAAGUUUUAAACUUCUCCUCGAGCGUUGUGUUUGCACACGAAAGGUAA
Messenger RNA from Rhizoctonia solani, 1521 nucleotides. Its product is annotated as ATP-dependent DNA helicase PIF1. The record is from RefSeq and is a predicted model, not a curated record. Gene Ontology annotation, molecular function: DNA helicase activity. Bases 1 to 1521 code for a protein of 506 amino acids. Lineage: Eukaryota; Fungi; Basidiomycota; Agaricomycetes; Cantharellales; Ceratobasidiaceae. Gene Ontology annotation, biological process: telomere maintenance; DNA repair. The transcript has 11 exons.